Messenger RNA from Colius striatus (speckled mousebird), 729 nucleotides. It is a transcript of the gene SIAH3, whose product is annotated as siah E3 ubiquitin protein ligase family member 3. Gene Ontology annotation, biological process: proteasome-mediated ubiquitin-dependent protein catabolic process; multicellular organism development. The coding region runs from base 1 to 729 and encodes 242 amino acids. Lineage: Eukaryota; Metazoa; Chordata; Aves; Coliiformes; Coliidae. The record is from RefSeq and is a predicted model, not a curated record. Gene Ontology annotation, molecular function: ubiquitin conjugating enzyme binding; ubiquitin protein ligase activity. The transcript has 2 exons. Gene Ontology annotation, cellular component: cytoplasm.
AUGCUUUUCUUCACCCAGUGCUUUGGGGCUGUGUUAGAUCUUAUUCACCUGCGGUUUCAGCACUACAAGGCAAAGAGGGUGUUCUCAGCUGCCGGGCAGCUUGUCUGCGUCGUCAACCCAACACACAGCCUGAAGUAUGCACCGCCCCGCUGUGCAGCUGCACAGACGUCCGUGGAGCAAGGCAUCCUUCCUCCCUGCCAUCACCAUGAAGCAGUGCAUGACCCCCAGCUCAUUCCCUGCACGUGCCCGCUCUUCUCCUGCCCGUGGGAAGGGCAUCUGGAGGUGGUGGUGUCCCACCUGAGGCAGACCCACCGCAUCAACAUCCUUCAGGGGGCAGAGAUUGUCUUCCUGGCCACGGACAUGCACCUGCCUGCACCCACAGACUGGAUCAUCAUGCACUCUUGCCUUGGUCACCAGUUUUUGCUGGUCCUCAGGAAGCAGGAGAAGCACGAGGGCCACCCACAGUUCUUUGCCACGAUGAUGCUUAUCGGCACACCGACCCAGGCCGACAACUUCACCUACCGGCUCGAGCUCAACAGGAACCAGAGGCGCCUCAAGUGGGAGGCGACUCCCAGGUCCGUACUGGAGUGCGUGGACUCAGUCAUCUCAGACGGGGAUUGCCUUGUGCUGAACACUUCCCUGGCUCAGCUCUUUGCUGACAACGGAAGCCUAGCAAUAGGAAUUGCAAUAACCACCAGCAAAGUUCACAAGGCUGAAGCUGAAAUAUGA